AGUCUUUUCUUUCUAAUUUUAUAAGACACUGAAGUUUCUAUAUAAAUAUGAAAAAAUAAAUACAUUUUAUUUACUGAUGAUUUUAUUGAAGAAAAUUUCAAGAAAUUAAAACCGAAGAAUAUCUCUCGGAAUUUUGAAUUACACAGCUUUAAAUUCCGCAAUGGCUAAAAUACCCGUUAAAAAGUGUGAAGGUGGUGAAAUAAAUUUAAUCGCGGAACGUCUCAAUAUACCUCUUUUAUUGGCCACACGCAACAGUUAUAAACAUGAACAUAGUAUAUCAAAAUAUAUUAAGAGUAAACAUAAAUUCUACAACAUGGACUGCAUUUUAGAAAAAAGCAUUGAAACACGUUCGAAGGAUCACACCCGUAAACUGCUAGGUCAAUACCCCGAAAGCAUUGGACCAUGCCCGAGCAGACGUUUGGCAAAUGCCACACGUUACGUAUCCGAUUUCAGAGCAUACCACCUGCCACCCAAUAUUUAUAAUACUUCCAAAGAACCGUUUGCAGGUCGUCGUGGUCUGGGUGGCGCAUAUUGGAGGAAAUUGAAAAAGGAAUAUAAAAUUGAAUCUUUAGAAUAUAUUAAAUACACACCACCGAAGAGGUCAAGAGACAAAUGGAAAUUAUAUAAUUUACCAAAAUUAACGGAGCGCUUCAAUUUGCCACACAACAAGCAUAAAGGAGUGUUCUUCAGCAAUGCACGUCUGCGCCCUGCCUCCACACGAUGCAUGAUAACCGAUCCAGUAUUGGUUAAACGCCUGCCUACAGAACCGUCCCCGGCGCACUAUAAUAUAGAAAGGCAUACAAUCCAAUAUAAUAUGCCUAAACCAGUACCACCGCCAAUAAAUAAUCCACACCUGUUCCUACGCAACUCCUGCAUACCCGCGAAGUUACCAGGCAUAAUACGGCGUCACUUGAGCUUCGAACCGGCAGUGGGACGCUAUGAGGUACGCUUCCCCAAACACUGUCCGUGUGGCAAGAAAAUAUUCACACCGGGACUGCCGCUAAUUAUCGAUCGUGAGAAACGUAAGAAAUUCCGACGCAUACCAUAUAAAAAGAUCAAAUCACAUUUAUAUUGUGCACCGGAUUUUACGCAUGUCAUCGGACAUGGUCAUACGUAUGUCUUCCGCUUGCCGGGUUCCAAAUUGCACAAGCCCAAAAAGUUGGAUAAUUCGAUAGAGAAGCGGUUUUCAGCACGCGCAGCACAACAAUUUCACGACUAUAGAUAUAUUAAUAUGAUAUUGGCGCCGCGUAGAAGACGUUUAUCCGAAUUCGCGCCCUAUAUAGAUCUUCAUCCACAGUAUAAGUUUCGCUUCAAUUGUAUUGUAAAGGUGACCGUUGUACGACGACAAUUGAGUAAAGGCAAGAAACUUGGUUUCGGUGGCAGCGCUAAACGUUUCUCCUACGUUGACUAUCAUUCAUCAAUACCCACUCCCGCGCAAGUACGUCAGAAUAAAGAAAAUUUACCCGUCGAACGUCAGCUGCAGGAAUAUCCCGUUACGCGUACACCUAUGACGGAGAUCAAACCGCGUUUUCUGGAGUGGUACACAACGCAAAAGAGGGAAACCCGUCCAAUAUAUGAACGUAAGGGACCUGUUAAGUUACCACCACUACCGGAACCGAAAUUAUUGGUCACCAAAAAAGAUUUGCUACCCGACUUAAAACCAGGUGUCGCGUAUCGGCGGCCAGUUUUAUAUAACAAACCUAUCGAUAUUCAGGAAUUCUUCAGAGUUUCGACGACCGCCGAUCAAGAUUCUGAAGAUUAGAAUUGAAUUGGUAAUUUAAAAAUGAAUAUGUUAUAUAUGUAAAUUUUUGUGCAAAUACAAGAAAAUAUAUUUACCCAGAUUUUAAUAUUA
Molecule: messenger RNA, 1852 nt
Organism: Zeugodacus cucurbitae (melon fly)
Lineage: Eukaryota; Metazoa; Arthropoda; Insecta; Diptera; Tephritidae
Exons: 5
Coding region: 161-1762 (533 amino acids)
Source: RefSeq, a predicted model, not a curated record